Molecule: messenger RNA, 2496 nt
Organism: Phytomonas sp. Hart1
Lineage: Eukaryota; Euglenozoa; Kinetoplastea; Trypanosomatida; Trypanosomatidae
Source: the annotation of a GenBank genome assembly
GUUCUAUUUCAAGUACUCUAUUUAACUGGUGUUUGAUUUCAUUAAGAUUUCUUAGACUCAAUAAAACAUUGCAAUAUAAGUUGACUCCUGCAAUUAUAGUGAUAUUAUGCUUUCACUAAAUUAGUGAAGAGUUUUUAAAAAUUUCAUUGAAAGGUAUCUUCGCGCAGACUGAGCUAGAAAACAUUCAAAACCUAGUAAUAGCUUGAGGAUUUGUCUGUUUUUAGUGUAGAGAUAAUACUAUAUUAUGAAUUUCCGAGAAGAAUAAUGGAAGUCAUUAAUGAAAAUAUUACGGUACUCCGAGAUUGAGUUGGGAAGAACAGUAGAAACAUUAAUAAAGUAGCUGGGUAAACUACUGAGGCUGUUUGAUAUUAUGCCCUUUGUGACUAAGGAAACAACAGAGAUCACUCAUAUUUUGUAAUCCUAAUAUUUUACUGCAAAUUUCAGAUGUCCAUACGUAAAAUAAACAGGUACAUAGACAUGAAUUCGUGGAGGGGGGAAAGGAAGGGAGAGUAAAAUGAUGAGGGAUUCACUUCAAUUUCGUCUCGCUUACCUCCUCCUUAAAGGAAACUUCCAAUUGAGUGCCAUUUUCCUUUUUUUCCAGUAUUUUUAUCAAUAAAAAUGUUGUAAGCUACAUUAUACUUAGGUUCCACGUUAGUUGUGGUACUAUGUUCUUGUGUAUCUCUUUUUUUUCCAGGGCAGGAAUCAUGUAAGGAAACCAGCAAUAUGUGGUAUGAUAUACAGAAUAUGCGGAUGUGGGUAUACGAGUGUAUAUCUGCGUUCUUACUUAUAAAAACAAGUAAAACCUACUACUAAACCUUAAAUUACUCUGUAAAGUAGCUGAAGUAUUCUCAAUAGUUUUUUUUUUAACUUAUUAACCUUACCGAACGCUUUUGUUACAUUCAAUAUCAAUAUAUAUAAGGAAAAGAAGUCUAAACAAUCCAAUAGUAAAGUCUAUACAAGUUUUUUCGAGACUAAAAAACGAGGUAGCCCAUAGAAGAGGUAAAUAUGCACACAAAAAAUUCAAUUCACCAGCAUUCAGUUGCCGGCUCAUCCAAACCACUCACAGUUGACAAGGAUAAGUAUGAACUUGUGCAUGCUUUGGUCUCCUCCGCUGGUAUGCCACAUCAUAAUAGGCUUUCCUCUAUUUAUGAACUUCUGUGUAGUGUGGUGCACUCUGCUCGGACAGUUGUUAAGGGAACAGAUUCUCAGAGACGGUUUAGUGCUUGUUUUUCAGAGCUGUGCCGCGGUGCCUUAAUGGGGUUAGCGGAUCUGGAGGAUUCUGUUUUUGAAUUGAGAAACCCCGGAAGAACCGCGUCGGAUGCGAUAGAUGAUGAGAUCAUGGGCAUCAACGAAGUUGUUCUUAUUAAGGAACUGUCUGCAUAUGUGGCAUCUCACACCCCCGGGUUAACGGCUCAAUAUCUCGAACAUGUUGGCUUAAGUGUUCUCAGCAAGUUUGGGAAUGCGCGUAGCCGGAAGGGUUCAGCCUCAGCCUCAUGUGGAAUGUCAGAUAGCAAUGUCAAUCGUAAGAAACGCACCCGAAGUACUGGAGAGGUCACAUUGGAUGCUAACAGGAAGCGAUCUACGCAGACUAACCAAGGGAUAGCCCCUUACAAUGUAUCUGUGGGGGCUUUAGAUCCAUUUAGCGCUCACCAUGCCAUUCACACUGCGUUUGAUGACUUGGGUCCGAUGGAAAACGACGAGGCUAUGAUGCGGUCGGCGACGACAGCAGCGGCUUCAAAUCCUAGCGCUCCGUCUGGCUCAACUUUUCAUCCAAAGACAACGGGCGCAACCUUAGGGUUAUCCCAUUCCUCUACCGUUGCAUCCUGCAAGCCUCUUUGCGCCUCUUCAAAGGAUAUAUUCAUUCUGUCAAGUGAUGGUACAAAAGCAUUUGAUCUGAGUGCCAGCCAACCUAAUCUACGAGCCAUCCCGGAGCUAUGCUACUAUUUUCUCCCGUGGACAAUGCCUGCGCCCAAAAGCGUUUUGGAUCGGGUCACAUUAGAAAAGGAAAGACAUACUUCAUCAGGGGGCUCUUUUCCAGCCUCAGGAGUUGCCGCAGACAAUUCCCACGAGGAUCCACCACACCAUCAGGGUCUAAUACCGAUCUUUGAGGUGUGCUUUGCUGCAACACCUGCGGAGCUGCUUAGUCAAUGGGAAGGCCGAGACGCGGCUCUGUCGUCCAUGGCCUUUGGCAUGCCGUGGGGCGGUGGCGAUGACCAUCAAGAAUGUUGCCGACGUAAAAAGUUAGUUCCUUUGUUAACAGUGGAUUCGAAAUCUUCCAACGAUCAUACCUCACGUUUUGAGAUGAGCGACGAAAUAGAGAAGGAGGGUGAUGUAGUCAGGAGGAGUGGUAAAGAGGAACAUACCAAAGGGGAAGGUUUCACCGAGAAACCCUUCUUUCCCUUCUCUGCGUGCACAUGUAAUGCAGUGCCGGUGACUGUUUUGAAGGACUUGGUAUUUAAUGGUGUAUCGAGCAUCGAUUUUAUUCAUUAUCCUUGA